AUGGCUCACCAGCUCUUGUCCACAGAUGAGAGGGCCAACCUUCACCAUCAACAUAUCAAAAAAGAAGCCCACUCAGUUGCACGGCGCUCUUCUCGCCAUGGACAGCAACGAGAUUCCCUGAAGCAAAUCACUGCUCGUGUCAGCCCUUCUCGAGAAAAAGAUAACAAGGACCCAAAUAAACGUCGCAGUCGACUUGCUUGUGCCCGGUGCCGACAGCGAAAGAUUAAAUGCAGUGGCGAGAACGAGGAUGGACAGGCUUGCACGAACUGUCGAAAUGCAGGCGAAGAAACAAGAUGCCAUUUCUUGAGGGUCAAGGCAAUGCAUUGUCCUGCCCUGGGUGGUGCUGCAAACCCUUCGCCAUCCAACGUCAACAUGUAUGCUCAAAUGAACCAAAAGUCGGCUGCAGUAUCGAAUGUACGAUACUCGCCGUAUUCACGGUCGCCCAAUUACUACAUGGGGCCAGCUGACGCGCAUCCUGCGUUUCCUCGGCAGCCAUACGGCAUCGAGCAUGGUGUCAACUACGAGGAUCCAUCAGCUGCAGUCUAUAACGGUCAAGCUGCUGCACACAUGCUGCCUAGUACACCGCAGGGCGCUUGGAAUGAUUACUACGGUUUAACCUGGAACCCGAGGGGAUGGAGUACGAAUGAGACGGGCUUCCCGGAUCAAGGAACAGAGAAUCCCCUGAUCCAAUCGGCCUAUUCCUACAUGCUUGCGGGACAGGGGACCCAUCGAAAUAUUCCAAGUCCUACGUCACAACCGCAACUGAUGACUCCUUCGCCUGAGGUUACUUCUGGACUGCCUUACCCCCCAGAAUACAGAGCCAGUGGAAGCCCUUGGGAGCAGAAAUGCGAUACAACGGCUCACCGUAGCCCAAUGCAAAGCAUCACGAACGAAUCCUUCUCUACAAGCCCAGAAAACCACAUCAAACUAGACCCAGGCGUCCAAGACAUGGUCCUGGGCUACGUCCCGACGAUUCUCUCACAAGACACAACCACUAUCCCUAACGGCACAUACCCAGCUCUCGACCCUGCAAUGGUAGGUGACUUCCAAACACCGCCCGGUGCCCAAUUCAUGAGAACCUUCUCACGAGACAGCAACAGCCGUCUACUAUCCAUCGGAACCAGCAGUGACUACAGCCCAUCGGACAGCUACCAUUACAGCAGCAAUGGCAGCAACAGCGGUAGUGAGCGCAGCAGUACCCAUUCCGAAGCGAGCGACUCUUCAGCAACUACGCUGAUUAACGGGUUGCCAUAUUCGCCUGUGAAGCAGGUCGAUACUCAUGCCCAGUCCGGACCACAGUUCAAUUUGAUGGCGUCAGAUGCUAUGGCGGAUUAUCACCCGGAGAUGCAGCGGGCUCUUCAGGGUUAUUGA
Messenger RNA from Aspergillus ruber CBS 135680, 1371 nucleotides. RefSeq lists its product as uncharacterized. Bases 1 to 1371 code for a protein of 456 amino acids. The record is from RefSeq and is a predicted model, not a curated record. The transcript has 3 exons. Lineage: Eukaryota; Fungi; Ascomycota; Eurotiomycetes; Eurotiales; Aspergillaceae. Gene Ontology annotation, biological process: regulation of DNA-templated transcription. Gene Ontology annotation, molecular function: DNA-binding transcription factor activity, RNA polymerase II-specific; zinc ion binding.